This is a messenger RNA of Dentiscutata erythropus, 1527 nucleotides long. The record is from the annotation of a GenBank genome assembly. NCBI's taxonomy places the organism in Eukaryota, Fungi, Glomeromycota, Glomeromycetes, Diversisporales, Gigasporaceae.
AUGACUUUUUAUGGGAUCUUUUUCUUUUAUAUUAUUUUUUGGACAGCAGUAGUCUCGCCCACUCCAAUUUUGAACCGGCGGGAUGGACCAAAAACAAAAUUUUUUGAUCUCACUAUAGAAAAAGCUACCUUAUCUCCAGAUGGAUUUACUCGUCAAUUAUCAACCAUUAAUGGGCAAUAUCCUGGACCAACCUUAGAAGUUAACAAAGGAGAUCGUAUUGUGAUGAAAAUUCGUAAUAAAUUGGGUGAACCAACAGCUAUUCAUGCGCAUGGGAUGCUUCAAAGAGAUACUCCCUGGUUCGAUGGAGUACCAUGGAUGGCUCAAUGCGUUAUACAAGACAAUUCCGAAUUCACCUACAAUUACACUGUUCCCGUCGAAGUCGGCACUCAUUGGUAUCAUGCGCAUGAAACGUUGCAAUAUGUUGAUGGAGCUUUUGGCCCGUUAAUUGUUCACGAUCCUGAUGAUCCGUAUAAAUCGGAAUAUGAUGAGGAAAUUGUUGUCAUGUUGAAUGAUUAUCAUCACACCGAUGCACAAACUUUAUUAAAACAAUUCUUAACUCCUGAAAGUCAAGGAGUAGAGGUAAGAAAGAUUGAUAUAAGUACAAAGGGUUCUAAAUGUGUGGACAAUGCCGGUCUUGCUAAAUUUAACUUUGUUCAAAAUAAAAAAUAUCGCCUUCGUAUCAUUAAUACUAGCGCAUUUUCGUCAUUCCUCUUUUCUAUUGAUAAACAUGAAAUGGAAGUUAUAGAAGCAGACGGUUCCUAUACUAAACGAAAUAAAAUCAAUCGUCUUCCCAUAAAUGUCGCUCAAAGAUAUUCUGUUAUUGUUACUGCAAACCAACCUGUCGAUAAUUAUAUAAUGCGUUCUGAAUUUCAAAAGAAAUGCAUGCCAAAAGCUGCAGCUAGUCUUCCUACUGUGAAAGCUAUAGUACACUAUGAAGGAGCCCCCGAAAAUUCUGAAGCAAAAGAUAAUCCAUGGUCAGAUUCCUUGGCAGAAUGCGUUGAUCUUGAUCACGAUACUUUACAACCAUUUAAAGAAGAAAAGGUUCCCGCAUCAACGAAAAAAAUGGAAUUCACAAUUGGUUUUCAUAAGAAUUCAACAGGAGUUGUUAGAGCUUUCCUUAAUGAAUCUACUUAUAUACCCGAUAUAAAUUUCCCGACUUUACAUAAAAUCUUUAAAAAGAUACCAUUGAAUGAUCCUAGAGCAAAUGCCUUUAUUUUUGAUAAAUCUGGAGAAGUAGUUGAUAUUUAUUUCAUCAAUACUGACGAUGGCGAACAUCCGUUUCACAUUCAUGGAUACAAAUUUUGGGUACUUGGAACCGGAAGUGGAAAUAAAGUUAAUGAAGAUGAAUUGAAUACACAAAAUCCAAUCGAGCGUGAUACUGCAACAAUACCUCCCACAGGGUGGAUUGCCUGGCAUUUGGAAUCUGGUCUUUUGAUGCAGUUGGUCACACUUCCAGAUGAAAUCUUAAAAAUGCAUCCUCCAGAUGAAUGGACCAAAUUAUGUGAAACAGGUGAACGCGAACGUUAG